This is a messenger RNA of Schistocerca americana (American grasshopper), 567 nucleotides long. RefSeq lists its product as uncharacterized. The record is from RefSeq and is a predicted model, not a curated record. The coding region runs from base 1 to 567 and encodes 188 amino acids. Lineage: Eukaryota; Metazoa; Arthropoda; Insecta; Orthoptera; Acrididae. The transcript is spliced from 4 exons.
AUGAGCACCACGGCAGAGCACAGUAGUCCGCGCGCCCCUGGCAGCCCCGGAACCCGCAUGCCGCCGGCUUACCCUGAAGCGACGUUCACGGUGGAGCUGGUGUCCCCGCGCUACGUGCUGCAGGGGCAGUCGGUGCAGCUGCGCUGCGAGUACGACGUGCAGAGGGAGCAGCUGCACAAGGUCGAGUGGUUCCACGGCGCCAAGAAGAUCGUCCAGUUCAUCACCGGCCGCAAGCCGCCCUUCAAGUACUUCGACAUACACGGUGCCGUCAUAGACCGCAACGUGAGCGACGAGAACCACCUGUGGCUGCGCGACAUGCGGUUCGAGGCUUCGGGCCUGUACUCGUGCGAGGUGUCCACGCAGGCGCCCAUCUACACCAAGCGCUCCGACGAGAGGGAGCUCGCCGUCAUACAGCCGCAGCAGGACGCGCCCCAGGUGUGGGCGAGCAGCGAGUCCUACCAGCCCGGGGAGACGCUCAGCGCCAACUGCAGCUCGGCGCCGGCCCGGCCCGCCCCCAGCCUCGAGUGGCUCGUCAACGGCCUCACGGUGGGUACCUGCUACCCCUAG